Messenger RNA from Prunus armeniaca (apricot), 414 nucleotides. NCBI's taxonomy places the organism in Eukaryota, Viridiplantae, Streptophyta, Magnoliopsida, Rosales, Rosaceae. The record is from the annotation of a GenBank genome assembly.
AUGGGGGAAAGACCAGGAGGAUCAAUUCGAGAUCACGGUCAAGAUCCACCACCUCCAGUGCUUCAUCCUGUAACUAAGGUUUUUGAUAAGAAUGAUGAUGAGGAUCUCUGGAUCCGUAUUUCACUGCCGUUGACUACCAAUGUCGUGACGAUCACCACUUUCCGAAUUGUUGAUGAAGGAGAAGGAAGCUGCAUCAUCAAGACCUUGCAUUCAACUUCUACAUCGGUUUCAGCUUCUCUGCAGAUUGUCAGGAUAACGAACCUAAAGGAGGAGGAGGAGAAGAAGAAGAAGAAACAACGUGCCAGCCUACGGGUGUGUUUCACAACAGGGACUAGUGGAAAAGAGAGGCAACGGGAAGCGCCGGACCAAAAAAAAAGCCCCCCAAGUCAUUUAAAUCCUUGGGCAUCUGUUUGA